AUGGAUGAUUUGGUGUUUUCCGACACAUCUGCGCACAAUCAACGUGUUAUGAGAAGACAUCGCAUCCGCCACACCAAGUCUCGCAAUGUUAAGUGUGAUGAACUUCGACCCGCCUGCGGCACAUGCGCUUCCAGAGGCGAACCUUGCUCUUACCCCCUACCACGCCUCCCUUCGAAGAAACCCCACAGACCUAGAGGAAAAGCGGCGGGGAAUGACGAUGGCUAUCCCUUAUCUGAUCCUUUCGUUCCAUCAGAUGGAGGUCCUCCGCUCGACGCGACUUUACCAGCGAUUUUCUCGAGCCAUUAUAGCCAUGGGCGUGGGGACUUGCCGAUGAACGAUUUGAAGCUCCUUCAGUAUUUCAAUUCGUACACUGCGAAACAAAUGUCGUCGCAUCCGAGGAGAACUAUGGUCUGGCAGCAGAUCAUCCCUGAAAUUGCAUGCAAAAAUCGGCAUCUGAUGCACCUGCUCCUAGCACUAGGGGGAAUCCACAUGGUUACCCAGCAGGAUGAGGCCAACAAGACUGGUAGCGCUGAAGGUUUGGAUACGGUGGACUUAGCAAUAGUCAUGGAACAUCAUCAAAGAGGGCUAGAAGGCUUUAGGAAAGAGGUGUCCUGCAUUUCUCCCUCCAACGCUGAGAUUGUUUUUACGGGCUCCGUACUUCUCGUUGGGUUUGCUUUUGCAUCUCUUAAGGUCCAGGAGCUUAAUCCGCUUAUUGGAACCCACGAAGAGAUGGAUAGUGCCACGGGAAAUUCCUCUUCUGCAAAUGAUGUCUUACGUCUCAACUGGUUAUACCUCAACCGGGGGAUAACUUCUAUUCUACAUGACCAAUGGCAUGUGUUAAAAGGCAGUCGGCUCCGGCAGAUGCUUGUGUUCUCGCAGUAUGAUGGGCGUUGGCACGAUGUACCGAUUGCUGCACCAUCAUCUCGACUUUCUCGUUGCUCCCCCCGCCUAGUUAAAUUUGCCGAAGGUGCCAGCCAAGCAGUCGCAAACAUAAAGGCUUCUUUGCAUACGCUUGAACCCGUCAAGGAUUACUUAUCCAGCUGCUCGGGUACGCCGACAUCUCACCUUUCAGAGUCGUCCACGACUCUAGACUCCGUUGUGGAAGCGCACUCUGAGACCAUUGACAUCCUGGACACGUUAUAUAUACGCAUUCUCUCCAUAUUACGGUGUGCAGCAACCGAAAAUCCUGCUGACAUUGAAAUCCAGUUGGAUUUUGAAGAGGCGGCAAUUUUGUCCUGGCCGAUCCAGCUUCCAAGUCCAUUCUUGGCUUCACUUGGGAGAAGCGAACCUAACUGCCUUCGUGGAUACUCACUGGUCAUUUUGGCUCAUUUUUACUUGGCAAGUACUCUAAUUGAUACAUGGUAUCUAAGGGGGUCCUUUGAAAGAGAGAUACACAAAGUCAACACACUUCUCGGUUCCCUGAAUGAGAGCCAACUGUCAACAUUCAUGCUAUGGCCCAACGAGGUCGUGGCUUCGACACUGACAUGUACUCCUUGA
Messenger RNA from Penicillium samsonianum, 1497 nucleotides. Its product is annotated as Zn(II)2Cys6 transcription factor domain-containing protein. NCBI's taxonomy places the organism in Eukaryota, Fungi, Ascomycota, Eurotiomycetes, Eurotiales, Aspergillaceae. The transcript has 2 exons. Gene Ontology annotation, biological process: regulation of transcription by RNA polymerase II. Gene Ontology annotation, molecular function: zinc ion binding; DNA-binding transcription factor activity, RNA polymerase II-specific. The record is from RefSeq and is a predicted model, not a curated record. The coding region runs from base 1 to 1497 and encodes 498 amino acids.